AAAUUCCUGUCAAUCUAUUUUUGUGUCUUCCAUUCCUUGUUUUCAUCUCAUCAAAAAAACAAAAACAACAAAUUACAAACAAAAUAGAGAACAGCCUAUUGGUUCUCUCCCCUCUCUCAUUCUCUCUCUCAAAAUUUUCAUUGGGAGAGAGAAUCAAGAAAAAUCAUCAUGGCUGAUUCAUCCAACCAUGGAAAAGACCAAUCAUCUUCCUCCGAACAUCAACCCUCAUCAAACACGGACACAUCGUCGCCACCGGCACCACCACCGGUGGCCGCACCUCACAUGAUGUAUUACCAACCAGGACCUGGUGGUUAUCCUCAUGGCCCACCACCACCACCCUUUCAUCCAUACCCCCCACCACCACAUGGAUACCCUCCAUAUCCUCCUCAACCGCAAGGAUAUAAUAACUAUCCUGGCCAUGCACCAUACUAUCCUCCUCAUCAAAACUAUCAUUCUGACGUAGGAAGUAGAAGCUUCCUUCGAGGUUUCAUAAUGUGUUCAUGUUUCAUAUUCACAGGGUUCUUUGUUUCAACUAUCAUUAUGGCAUUCAUGUUACAUCCUCAACUUCCUGUUUACAAAGUUAGCGCCAUGUCGGUGGAGAAUUUCAACACGAGUUCAGUUUUAACAGGCGAUUGGAGCAUCAGCCUGACCGUUCAGAAUCCAAACACAAAACUAAACGGCUUGUUUUCGGAUUUUAAGGUUGAUGUUGUGCAUGGAACCAACGAGAUAGCCAUGAGUUUUGUUCCCGAUUUUCAAUUGGAAAAACAUGAACAAAAACAAAUGGACGUUAAAGCUUCUUCCAACAACGGAGGAAAUGUUGUGUCGUUUCAAAAGUGGGAUUUGGAUAAGAUGAGUAAUGAAAAACUAAGUGGAUCCAUUAAGUUUGGUUUGAGGGUGUCUUCUAUGACUGAGUUUAAGUCAACCUCAAUGACCACGAGAAGUAUGAUUAUGAUGUUUAUUUGUGACAGUUUAAAGAUUGUGUUUCAAAACAAUACUGGCACUGGUACGUUAGAGAAUGGGGGUAUUCCUGUCGAGUGCAAAAUUUACACGUGAAAAGAAAAAAUUAUAUGCUAUGUACGAGUUUGUAUUAUUUCAUAAUUUUUUCUUUUAUUUUUUGCUGUUUUAAUGUGGAAAACAGUUGUUUUUUCU
This is a messenger RNA of Vicia villosa (hairy vetch), 1149 nucleotides long. RefSeq lists its product as uncharacterized. NCBI's taxonomy places the organism in Eukaryota, Viridiplantae, Streptophyta, Magnoliopsida, Fabales, Fabaceae. The transcript has a single exon. Bases 169 to 1053 code for a protein of 294 amino acids. The record is from RefSeq and is a predicted model, not a curated record. Gene Ontology annotation, cellular component: plasma membrane.